CCGCCUCACACGUGCUCGAAUGGCAAAAGGACUGGACCCGACCGGAGGUAAAAAAGAGGAGGUGAAGAAUGCCGUGGUCGCUACAGCCUUACUGGUAGCUGUCGUCACGGCUGUGGCACGGCUGGGUGGACGCGCGGCCGUCAUGUCGAUGAUGGGCCUGGACAUACUCGCGGAUGCGGGAGUGACGGGCAAAUUGACGAGUGUCUUAGACAUGGUAGAGGGGAUGGGGAAGGCUGAGAGGCUUCUGAUUUUUUUUUCUCUGUGGGUGGUGGCCAAGAACCUCUGCCUGGACGGC
Molecule: messenger RNA, 295 nt
Organism: Nannochloropsis gaditana CCMP526
Exons: 3
Source: RefSeq, a predicted model, not a curated record